This is a messenger RNA of Drosophila innubila, 2853 nucleotides long. Its product is annotated as SURP and G-patch domain-containing protein 1-like. The transcript has 7 exons. Gene Ontology annotation, cellular component: nucleoplasm. Lineage: Eukaryota; Metazoa; Arthropoda; Insecta; Diptera; Drosophilidae. Gene Ontology annotation, biological process: RNA processing. The record is from RefSeq and is a predicted model, not a curated record. Gene Ontology annotation, molecular function: RNA binding. Bases 67 to 2700 code for a protein of 877 amino acids.
ACUUGUGAACAAAACUAAUUGAGAGAGGUUUUAUAUAAUAUUAAAAUACAAGUAAAACUUUAAAAUAUGGCGCAACGUAAUCAUCGUGUAGACCGCUUUGCGCAGAUGAGUAAGCAGGAGGAGAUAAUUGCAAAGAAACGGCAGGAGAUACUAGAGAAACAGCGGACGGCGCAGCUGGCAAAGGCAGUGGCUGCUGCUCAAACAUUGGCAGCCCAAUUGAAAACCAUGGAGACUCCAAUGUUAACGCCAGGUGCAGCUGAAGCUGCCACUGCGGAGCCCGAUGAGGAGGAGCAGGAGGAAGAGCUGCCGGCAGUGCCGCAGCCUCUCACAGUGUUGCCUGCUGAUGAUGGAAAUGCGUUGGAAGUAGAAAACGGUGAACAGCCGGGAUCGGCUGGAAAGGGAAAAUGCGAUGAUUUAACGCCGAAAACGUUAAACAGUUUUACCGGAAAAACGGGGAAAAUAACAUUUAGCCUGAAACGGCAGCAGCUACCACAGCCCAGCGUAGAGCAGCCACCACCCAAAGUAAAGAAUACCUUUUGUAACGAUGGUUCCUUUCUGGAGAACUUUAAGAAAAUUCUUGAAAAGCAUGAACAGCCCAAGCCACCCAUUAUGGUUGCACCCGUUCCAAGCACGGAGGAGAAUAACACAGGUGACUCUCACAGCACCGGGAACAACAGUCCCCAGCAGUCGCUGGAUCUGGCUGUUGGCACAAUAGCAACGAGUGCAGCGGCUGUAAUAGCGACUUCCAUGGCCGGCAGCAUGACAGUAGCCAAUGCGGGACCCAAUCACUUAGCAUUUAGUAUGGCUGGGCCGGGAGCAACGAUGCCACAGGCUGUGCAACCACCGCCACCGCCGCCAUUUGCCUUCAAUCCGACGCUUUUGGCACAGGGUCCGCCGCAAAUGCAGCUGCCAGCUUUCUUCCAUGGCCAUCACCAUUUGCUUCAUCCAGCUGCAGUAGCACCGCCACCGCCGCCUCCACCACCACAGUUGCCAAUAGCCUUGGCCAACUUAACGCCAAUUUAUAUGCAAUUGGGACCAACACAAAUGCCGUCCGAGGCGGCAAUGCAUCAAUUGAAUGCGAUACCGGCACCCAAGGAGUUUGAUUUAAAUGCUAUUCCAAAGCCACAGAUUAAUCUGGAGGCCAUACAAAUGCCCAAUGUCACACAGAGUGAGCAGCUGGGUUUGCUGCCGGAGCAUGUCACGGUGAAUCCUCCGCCGCCGCCUCCACCACCCAUGCAACCAGAGGAGCAAGUAACGCAGCUGCCACCACAACAACCACAACAACAACAGCAACAGAUUCAACAGCUGCAACCGAUCCUGACUCCACCGCCACAAGCAAUUUAUGUAGUUUUUUCAGAAACGUGCAUACAAUUGCCAACGUGCAUAGAAAACCUAAUCGCACUGGUCGCCGAAAAUGGUGAAGAUUACGAAGAUAAAAUACGUUUGCAUAGAAGCGAAUUGCAUCCGGCCUUGUGGUUUCUUUAUGAUAAGAGCUGCGAGCAAUAUCGAAACUAUCGCCAACAACUGCUCGAUUACGGACGCCAGCGUGCCGAACGACAGCGGGAGCAGCAGUUAAAUAAGGCGCAGCAACAGCAGCAGCAACAGCAGCAGCAGCAGAUACCGCAACAGCAACAACAGCAACAGCAGCAACAACAACAACAACAACAACAACAGGAGGAUAACAACAGCAAUUCGGCAGCGGAUAAGUACGAUCCUGAAUCGGCAAUGAGUGCCGAUUUUGAUUCAGAUGAUGAGUAUAUGCGCGGCAUGAUGGAUCGCAAUCGUGACAACAUUAAGCGACGCAUCGAGUGUCGCAACGAGCUGAGCGAUGAGGAGCGAAGGGAGCGAGAGGAGGAGGCUGCCAUGGCAGCAGCGGGCGAGGGAAAUGAUCUCGAUCCGGACGAUAGAGAGACUCAGCGUCAGCGACGCAAGCGAGAGCGCAAAAGUCGUUGGGGAGAGAAGGAGCAGCUCCCAAGUGGCUCAAUUACUCAUACUAGCUUUGGCAACCAGAAUAAGCCCAUCUUGAGCACAAUCACCCGCAACGAUCCGGCUUUGCUGCAAUAUGCGCGUCUCAAUUAUGGAUCCACUCAGCUAUCGGAGGACCAAUGGAAGCAGUGUGAGGAGCACUACAAAGUCAACUUGUUAUACCAAGACAUGAUGCGUAAGCGUCAGGAGAUUGAUCGUUUGGCACGAGGCGGCAAGUUCAAGUACGAAUAUGACUCGGAUGAGGAUGUUGAUGGAGGCACAUGGGAGCACAAGUUGCGCACAGCCGAAAUGGAGGCGACACACUUGUGGGCCAAUGCGUUAACCAAACAGAGCGAGGGCAAGCAUCAUAUUGGUGAUUUUCUGCCACCCGAGGAGCUCAAGAAAUUCAUGGAGCAAUAUGAGGCGAAGAAAAGCAAUAGGCAGCCCGAUCUAAGCGAUUACAAGGAGUACAAACUAAAGGAGGAUAACAUUGGAUUCCAAAUGCUGCAAAAGCUUGGCUGGAAAGAGGGCCAAGGUCUUGGUCAAGAUGGUGCUGGCAUUGUGGAACCUGUCAACAAAGCACCACAACGGGAUGGCAAUCAGGGUCUGGGCGUGAGCAGCGCUGUUCAGCCGGAGGAUUGCGAUAAUGAGUAUGAUGCGUAUCGUAAGCGGAUGAUGUUGGCCUACCGCUUUCGUCCUAAUCCUUUAAAUAAUCCACGUCGCGCCUAUUACUAGAAGAAUUAUAUGCACUGAUUAACUGAUGCUUUAUACUAUUUAUGAAACACUCUGAAUUCCCCAUUCAUAUCCAUCAACUAGACAUAUGUGUUGACUGCUGACCACAAUGAAAAUUUGCUAACGUUCUUUAACUGGAUUAUAUGCCACAAGUUG